Molecule: messenger RNA, 4400 nt
Organism: Miniopterus natalensis
Lineage: Eukaryota; Metazoa; Chordata; Mammalia; Chiroptera; Miniopteridae
Source: RefSeq, a predicted model, not a curated record
AGGUUAUUAUGAGCGUGUCAGUUUAGGCAUCGCUCUCUGUACCUUUCUGCUUCCUAGACAAAUGGAACCGUAAUUUUGAGGUGGCUAACACGGGACUGGGAAGUCCACAUCUGCCGAUCCGUAUGCCAGGAAGGACAGACUCUCGUCAUUGGAGCCCUCUCAGGGUCCUUUCCAAAAGCUUCCCAGGCUACUCUCUCUCCUUCCUCUUCAAUCUUCUGAAAACUAAAACUCGAAACGCGAUGGCAUUCUGUGGAUUGGCUAGUACUAAAAUAUCCAUUGGGUGGCAGUAACACUAUCCUCUUUAUGACUUGCAGCAAACCAGAGAAUGCAUUCAAUCAACUGAACCGAUCUUGUAGAAACACUGGAAUCAUUUAUGCAUUGCAGUUUCUCUUUCUGGCUUUCGCUCCUUCUUGCCUGGGAUAUUCUGAAUGGAUUGUGGCUAUUUAUCAAGAUCUUGUGGUGUUCGUGGUCUGCCUGUCGGUUUCGCUCAGGAUUAGCAUCAUUCAAGGCAAAGGCAAAGCUGCUUCCCCCCCCUCCGCUCUUUUUUAAAAAUCAUUUUUUUGGGGGCUGCCGAAGAGAGCUAGGACCCAGGAGACACCUUCCCAAACAGCAGGGGUUGUGUGCUUUCACAUAGCAGUACUGUACAAGGAAAACCCCGUUGGAUCUGUUAUUGCGGGAUACUUGUGAAAUAUACAUAGGAUUCUUUCUUAUGGCUGCAUCCCGGAUCUGGAAAUUGUACUUGGGGACCAAGAAGAUCUGAAAGGCUACAUGUAUACGAAAUAUUUGCAAGCGAGACUCUGGUUCCUGUCAUAGAGCUCACAGACUUCCUUACUUACUGGCCUUUUCCUUCCUUCCUUCUUUUUUAAAAACAUUUCUUCCCUCUUUUUCUGCUCUCUCCUCUCUCCGUCUCUCCUUUUCUAUCUGCCUCUUCUUUUUUUUCUCCUAGUUUUCCUUUUUUCCCCCCCCUGCUCUUGCACCUGGAUUGUAUCUUCACCAAACAAUCGGGCACUUUGAGAACUAACUGGAGGCAGUCUUGUAGGGAAGAGCUGUAUGGAAUUAUCUGCUUUUAUGGUGAACUUGGCAUUUGUGAAUGGGCAUCUUGUUCACGAUAUUAAUUACUAGCAAAACAAGAAAAAGAACACAGGAGUAAAACGUGGAUUUUUCUGAAUACGCAUUGUGAUGACCAGCAAUUACCUUACCGACUGAUAUCCAGAGGAGAAAAAUUUGGAAGACUGUUGUAGAGCUAUGUAGGUGGUACGGGAGAUGAGUGAUCCCUAUUGGAACAGACUGCAUCAGAAGCUACUUAAACUUCAUCUAUAUUUAGACAGAAAAGGAUAUUAUGGACAAAGCUGGAUAAUCCUUUGAGAGGAAGACGGUUUCCUUGACCACUUUACAGAUGAGAGGAUAGAGGGAACAACCUUUAAGAGCUGAAAGAUGAAAGCUCCGAUUCCACAUUUGAUUCUCUUAUAUGCUACUUUUACUCAGAGUUUGAAAGUUGUGACCAAAAGAGGCUCUGCUGAUGGAUGCACCGAUUGGUCUAUCGAUAUCAAGAAAUAUCAAGUUUUGGUGGGAGAACCUGUUCGAAUCAAGUGUGCACUCUUUUAUGGUUAUAUCAGAGCAAAUUACUCCCUAGCCCAAAGUGCUGGACUCAGUUUGAUGUGGUACAAAAGCUCUGGUCCAGGAGACUUUGAAGAGCCAAUAGCUUUUGAUGGAAGUAGAAUGAGCAAGGAAGAAGACUCCAUUUGGUUCCGGCCAACGUUGCUGCAGGACAGCGGUCUUUACGCCUGUGUCAUCAGAAACUCCACUUAUUGUAUGAAAGUAUCCAUCUCACUGACAGUGGGUGAAAAUGACACUGGACUCUGCUACAAUUCCAAGAUGAAGUACUUUGAUAAAGCUGAACUUAGCAAAAGCAAGGAAAUUUCAUGCCGUGACAUAGAAGAUUUUUUACUACCAACCCGAGAUCCUGAAAUUCUAUGGUAUAAGGAAUGUAGGACAAAAGCAUGGAGGCCAAGCAUUGUAUUCAAAAGAGAUACUCUGCUUUUAAGAGAAGUCAGAGAAGACGACAUUGGAAACUACACCUGUGAAUUAAAGUAUGGAGGCUUUGUUGUGAGAAGAACCACUGAAUUAACUGUUACAGCUCCUCUGACUGACAAGCCACCCAAGCUUCUGUAUCCUGUGGAAAGUAAGCUGACAAUACAGGAGGCUCAGCUGGGUGACUCAGCUAAUCUAACCUGCAGAGCUUUCUUUGGGUACAGUGGAGAUGUCAGUCCUUUAAUUUACUGGAUGAAAGGAGAAAAGUUUAUUGAAGAUCUGGAUGAAAAUCGAGUUUGGGAAAGUGACAUUAGAAUUCUCAAGGAGCAUCUUGGGGAACAGGAAGUUUCCAUCUCAUUAAUUGUGGACUCUGUACAAGAAGGUGACUUGGGAAAUUACUCUUGUUAUGUUGAAAAUGGAAAUGGUCGUCGGCAUGCCAGCAUUCUCCUUCACAAACGGGAGCUGAUGUACACAGUUGAACUUGCUGGAGGGCUUGGUGCUAUCCUCCUGCUGCUUGUUUGUUUGGUGACCAUCUACAAGUGUUACAAAAUAGAAAUCAUGCUCUUCUACAGAAAUCAUUUUGGGGCUGAGGAGCUGGAUGGAGACAAUAAAGAUUAUGAUGCAUACUUGUCUUACACCAAAGUGGAUCCUGACCAGUGGAAUCAAGAGACCGGGGAAGAAGAGCGCUUUGCUCUUGAAAUCCUACCUGAUAUGCUUGAAAAGCACUAUGGAUAUAAGUUGUUUAUACCAGAUAGAGACUUAAUUCCAACUGGAACAUACAUUGAAGAUGUAGCAAGGUGUGUAGAUCAAAGCAAGCGGCUGAUUAUUGUCAUGACCCCAAAUUACGUAGUCAGAAGGGGCUGGAGCAUCUUUGAGCUGGAGACCAGACUUCGAAACAUGCUUGUGACUGGAGAAAUUAAAGUGAUACUAAUCGAAUGCAGUGAACUACGAGGAAUUAUGAACUACCAGGAGGUGGAGGCCCUCAAGCACACCAUCAAGCUCCUGACGGUUAUUAAGUGGCAUGGACCAAAAUGCAACAAGUUGAACUCUAAGUUCUGGAAACGUUUACAAUAUGAAAUGCCUUUUAAGAGGAUAGAACCCAUUACACACGAGCAGGCUUUAGAUGUUAGUGAGCAGGGGCCUUUCGGGGAGCUGCAGACUGUCUCGGCCAUUUCCAUGGCUGCAGCCACCUCCACAGCUCUAGCCACUGCCCAUCCAGAUCUCCGUUCCACCUUUCACAACACGUACCAUUCACAAAUGCGUCAGAAACACUACUACCGAAGCUAUGAGUAUGAUGUACCUCCUACCGGCACCCUGCCUCUUACCUCCAUAGGAAAUCAGCAUACCUAUUGUAACAUCCCUAUGACACUCAUCAAUGGGCAGCGGCCACAGACAAAAUCAAGCAGGGAGCAGAAUCCAGAUGAGGCCCACACAAACAGUGCCAUCCUGCCACUGUUGCCAAGGGAGACCAGUAUAUCCAGUGUGAUUUGGUGACAGAAAAGCAAGGGACACCCAGUCCCUGGGAGCUUGAGUAGAGUCUGCAGUCCAGUGCCUGGAACUAAAUCCUCGACUGCUGCUGUUAAAAAACAUGCAUUACAAUCUCUAGAACACGAGGAAAAACAGGGUCUUGUACAUAUGUUUUUUGCAGUUUCUUUGUAGCAUCAGUGUCUUGCUGUUUUACCAUGUCUCUUACCCAUUACAUUUUUGACUUUGUUUUAUAUGUCACUGGAAUUUGUAAAUUUACAUUUUUUUAAAGAAGAGACUUAUGUAUAGAUAGAAAACCCUUUUUUGCUUCAUUAGUUUAGUUUUAGGAUGGGUUUUAUUUCCUUUUCUCGAUUUUGUUUUGCUUUUAACAUUUCCUUGGGGUGCUUGGACAAAUCCAUUUGAUGGGCCAAGGAGCACCGGAUCCUCUCUCGGGUUCUCCCUAGGAUCAGCAGGGCCACAGGGGCUGUCAGAGAGCAGUGCACCGAAUGCCAGCAUUGUCAUUGGGGGGGAGAUGAGAACACUUGCUCCUAGGAUGGCCCCGCCACUCAGAGCCCUGAAUCUCUUCCUUGCCCACCUCAUUCCCACCUCUACCCUUCUAAUGGCGGCAUGAUGUGUAAACUCCGAGGAAGGGUGCGGGUGGGUCUAACUGUCUUAACAUUUAAUUCACUGCUCGUCAGAAUACACUCCAGACCCAAAAGUGUGCUAGUCACAUGACAGUGACCGCUACAGCGUGCUAAGAAGAGAAGAUCAAGGGCAUGAAGUGGGGGGAAGAGUGUCGUUUCCGUUUUUUAACUGAGUUGAUGUACCCUUAUAUAAAUAUAUAUAUAUAUAAAAACACACAACAAAACAGAAGAAAAAACAAACAAACAAAAAAACACACAAAA